Messenger RNA from Wallemia ichthyophaga EXF-994, 240 nucleotides. RefSeq lists its product as uncharacterized. The record is from RefSeq and is a predicted model, not a curated record. NCBI's taxonomy places the organism in Eukaryota, Fungi, Basidiomycota, Wallemiomycetes, Wallemiales, Wallemiaceae. Bases 1 to 240 code for a protein of 79 amino acids. The transcript is spliced from 3 exons. Gene Ontology annotation, biological process: proton motive force-driven ATP synthesis.
AUGGAGAUAUUAACAAAACGUAGCAACAUCGGUGGAAUGAAGAUUCUUAACGAGUACUUAGCGCUCGGCACAAUGGGUAUCACAGGUGGAUUAGCAGCCUGGGCUUCAUCUGGACCUUCAAAGCCAAAGCAAGCUGCACCAGAAGCUGCUGCUGGUAGUGCGAACCCAUCAAAAGAGGAAGAUGAAUUCAUUAAGAACUUUGUCGCUGAAUUUGAAAAGUCUGAAAAGGAGGGCAAGUAG